AGGCAUGCACUCCUCUGUCGAUGCUAGAGAGAGAGAGAGAGAGAGGAGAGAGAAAGCAACGCGGAGAAGCUUUCGAGAGCUACAGAUUACAGAUCCUGUCGUUCCUCUCUAAUUUCGGCCUUUAAUUGCGGUUUUUUGACCGUUUUUGGGCAUUUGGCGAAGGAUUUGGAGUGGAGGUCGAGUAUGGAGUGGCCGAGGUACUUGGAUGAAUACGAGAAGCUUGUCAUUCGAAUGUCGACUCCGCGGGUCAUGAUUGACAAUGCUGGCUGCGCCGAUUCGACCCGCGUCAUGAUUGAUAGCGCAAGAAGGCAUGGAAUUCUUCUAGAAGCAGUUCAAAUUUUGAUGGAUUUGAAUCUGUCGAUCAAGAAAGCUUAUAUUUCCUCAGACGGCCGGUGGUUCAUGGAUGUUUUUCAUGUCACCGACUUGAAUGGAAACAAAUUAACUGAUGACAGCAUCCUGAGUUACAUUGAGCAGUCACUAGAGACUGCUCAUUAUGGGAGAUCGAAAAGCUUCGAGGGUCUAACAGCACUAGAACUGACGGGGACAGAUCGUGUCGGGCUAUUAUCCGAGGUGUUUGCAGUACUCUCCAAUCUGCACUGCAAUGUGGUCGAUGCAAAAGUGUGGACUCACAACGGUCGUAUUGCAUCCUUAAUCUACCUUAAAGAUGAUUUAGGCUGUCCAAUCGAAGACCCUGAGAAGUUAGAUGUGAUUGAGUCGAUGUUGAGGAAUGUGCUCAAGGGGGAUAAUGAUAUCCGGAGCGCCAAAACCUCCGUGUCUUUGAGCGCCACCACACACGCCGAAAGAAGGCUUCAUCAGAUGAUGUUUGCUGAUCGGGAUUACGAGCGGAGUCCGAUCAUCAAGCCCCGCGACGCCCCCCCUGACGUAUUGGUUCAAAAUGAUCUGCAGAGGGAUUAUUCUGUCGUAAAUAUUCAUUGCAAGGAUCGGAUUAAGCUUCUGUUUGAUGUUGUCUGCACUCUGACAGACAUGGAAUACGUCGUUUUUCAUGCCACCGUCGACACAUCCGGCGAUGAAGCAUCAUUGGAAUUCUUCAUCAAACACAUGGACGGAACACCGAUCAGUUCCGAAGCCGAGAAACAGCGAGUGAUUCUCUGCUUACAGGCUGCAAUUAAAAGGAGGGCAUCUCAGGGCGUGAGGCUCGAGCUGUGCGCGUCCGACAGAGAGGGCCUCCUGGCCGACGUAACACGAACGUUCCGGGAAAACGGCCUGAACGUAACGAUGGCUGAAAUCUCCACAAAGCUUGACCGAGCGGUGAACAUAUUCUACGUGACGGAUGCGAGUGGGAACCCGGGCGAUCCAAAGAUGAUCGAAUCGGUGAGACGAAUGAUCGGGUUUAGUAACUUGAUUGUGAAGGAGCUGCCGUCGAUCCGCCACCGGCCGAAGGGUGAUCGACAGAGCGAUGACGGCGGCAGUGGCGGCGGCGGCGGGGCGAUGCUGCUGUCGCUGGGAAGCAUGGUAAGAAGGAAUCUAUACAAUCUGGGUUUGAUCAAAUCUUAUUCUUGAUGAUCAUAUCAUAUCAUAUGCUAUGGUUGUUUUUAGGUUUACAAUUUCUCUAUUAUUUGGCUAUGUACAUAGUGUAGUGUUAGGACAUGCGAUUGGGGGAUUGAUAAUAGGGGUAAUAUGGUAAUUUGAAUACAAACACACAGUGGAGGUGGAUAGAUUUUGAGUGGGGCCCACCUCCCCAAACAUUUGUUAAUGGGAAUUUGGUUGGUUAGGUUUUGUUGGUGUUCUUAUUGGUGGGUUAGUUAGUUAGUUAGUUGAGAAUUUUCAAGAGUAGAAUGUGAAACCGGAGAGAGAGAGAGAGAGAGAGAGAGAGAGAGAGAGAGAGAGAUGUGUUGUGGGGUUUGUACAUAAUUUUGUUGAUUUUGAAUCGAAUCGAAUUUGAAUUUUA
Andrographis paniculata is the source of this 1909-nucleotide messenger RNA. RefSeq names its product ACT domain-containing protein ACR8-like. The coding region runs from base 184 to 1521 and encodes 445 amino acids. The transcript is spliced from 7 exons. The record is from RefSeq and is a predicted model, not a curated record. NCBI's taxonomy places the organism in Eukaryota, Viridiplantae, Streptophyta, Magnoliopsida, Lamiales, Acanthaceae.